Messenger RNA from Stegodyphus dumicola, 6790 nucleotides. RefSeq names its product calcitonin gene-related peptide type 1 receptor-like. Gene Ontology annotation, molecular function: G protein-coupled peptide receptor activity. Gene Ontology annotation, biological process: cell surface receptor signaling pathway; adenylate cyclase-modulating G protein-coupled receptor signaling pathway. Gene Ontology annotation, cellular component: plasma membrane. The record is from RefSeq and is a predicted model, not a curated record. Lineage: Eukaryota; Metazoa; Arthropoda; Arachnida; Araneae; Eresidae.
AGUUGUCGUUUAAACAGUCUCACAAACUCGACGUCGUAACCCGACGGUGUAGACAGUGUUUUUCGGGAAACUUAUCCGGUAAAUUGUCACAAUUUCUUUAAGAAGCAUUCAAAGAAUCUGAAGACAUAUAUUUUCUCCUUCUUCUUAUAGAGCGUUUUUUAAACUGUUUAAAAACUUUAUCGAAAGUUUUACAAAACAAUGUAUAAGGCAAUAAACUAUAUGGAGAACUGUUAAAAAUACUUUUGAAGAUUUUUCAGAGGUAAUUAAUUGGCAAAUUUAUGUUUGCUUUGAUGAAAGAGUUGCGCGUUUCGAUUUUAGAAUUCUUUCCAGUAAAAAUAAUUUUGUGAGUUAUUUCAGGAACACGAUUUGUAGUGUUUUGUCUGAUUCUACAAGUAACAUCCGAGUAACAGCUGCAAAAAUAAGCUGGACUUUCUCUCAAGCUGAAUUCGUUCAAUAAUAUGAGAAAUGAAAUUUCAUGUUUAAUAUUUAAUUACAAAGAUAGGAAAGUUUCGAAUAAGAGUGAGUAAAUGUUUAUGAAUAGAUGAGUUAAAAACAUUUUGUCAGUAAGCAUUUUUAUUCGAACAAUGUUAUAAAGAAAUUAUUUCUCAUAUUGUCUUUGUACUUUUCUGCUGUUUUAUUACACUGCAAAUUUUAAAAUGUGGUGUUUUUUGGAAAGCAAAAUUAUUAUAUUAAAUUCAGGUUUGCUUUUUAAAAGAUCGAGUCAAUUAUAAGCACGGAGUCAUACCUAAAAUAAAUAUAUAAGAAGUUUGUAUUUGGAAACCAACAAAAAUACAAAUAAAUUUGCCUUAAAAUAAUUGACAGAAAAGUCGUUGAAGUUGUAUUUUCUUUAAAACGUUUGGCAUAGUAGGCUCAAAUGAACUGAUAAACAAUUUUCUAUAGGAAAUACGUAAAAACAAAUUGUGCCAAUAAGACUUUGUCACUUAAAAAAAAAGUCGGUUCACAGUGUUCAAAAUGAUUAAAAAAUGACUGAUACAUUUUGCUCUGAAGUCUGGAGAUGCUGCCAAUUUUAAUUUCUUCCAUGUAUUAAUCAGCGAAGAGACAUUUAAAUGCUAUUGCUCAGUUCCAGUAAAGCAAAAAAUAAAAUUGCAACACCUUUAGAGUUAAUCCUGGCAGAUGAUAGUAGUUUUUAUCUCACAGGACUAAAAUUAAAACAGUUAGUGUGACUAUUGAAGUUAAAUCGCAUUUUAAAACGUUUUCAAGUGUUUAACUUAUUAUUUCUUUGUGUUUGCACCCCUGCUAUUUCAUUCAACAAAGAACAAAAAAGACUAAUUACCAUCUACAGACAAUGCUAUCUAUUCAGCACUUUUUAAUUUAUAUGUGGGUUCUUUUCAAGAUCUGCCUCCAGAAUUGCUGGGCUGAGAAUGGAACAGACAUCCCUGUGCGUUGCCGAACAGAACGUGGCAUUGCCUUGACCUUCGAGGCUUUUAAACUGGAUACAUGUGCUCGAUGUUACUUCUAUCUGCCUCCCUGGGCUUUUAUUUCUAGUGAUCGAAAACUUCAAUAUAACCCAAGAAACGGAUUGCUGUUUGACAAUGGCACAAACACGAGCUAUGCUGCAGAUCCUGACAAUACGACUCAAACAGUUUACGAUACAUUUCAGUCAGAUUUGUUUGUAAGGAAAUGGAUGGCUUGCUGCAGGGCAGCACUCGAAUGCUGCCACAAGAUAACAUCGGAUCCUCUGCCAGUUUCAGAAGGUCCAUUUUGCGCACGCACAUGGGAUGGAUGGCAAUGUUGGCCAGACACGCCGGGUGGCGAAAUAGCUGAAAGUCCAUGUCAGGAGCAUGUCUAUUUUACCAGUGAACCGCCUCCAUGCCCAAGGUAUGCUAUAAAGAAGUGUUGGGAAAAUGGAACAUGGUUCAUCAACGAAUGGAACAAUGAAUGGACUAAUUAUAGUGGCUGUGGUCGUGUAGAGGGCAUUCGUAGAUUGCAAAUAUUUCAUAUUGCUACUUAUGCUGUAUCCAUAUUCUUCUUGUUGCCAGCUUUAUUCAUAUUUGGAACUUACAAGCAACUGCAAGUACAUCGCAUCACAAUGCACAAGAAUCUAUUUGCAGCUCUUCUUCUGAAUGCUGCACUCGCAGUCUCAUUUAAGACUAUUGUCAUAUUGGAUGAAUUGGACAAUUCCGGAAAUAGAAGGACUAUUCUUGAAGAAAACUGGGUUGGUUGCCGAGUGCUUUACAUACUAACUAAAUAUUCCCGCAUGACAACGUACAUGUGGAUGUUUUGCGAGGGUUUCUACCUUCACAAGCUCAUAGCUGCAGCUUUCGCAGAGCAGAAAUCUCUCUACAUGUUUUAUUUCAUCGGCUGGGUUUUCCCAAUUUUCCCUGUGAGUACAUUUGCACUAUUAAGGUGGAAUUUUGCUAACGAACAAUGUUGGGUAGUACCAGUGAAACCUUAUGAAUGGGUAACAAACAGCUUGAAUCUACUGAGUUUACUACUGAAUCUACUAUUUUUGUGCAACAUAAUAAGAGUUUUGGUGACAAAACUGCGUGCCACUCAUGCUAAUGAACCCAGCCAGUUCAGGAAAGCUGUUCGGGCUACUUUAGUACUGGUCCCUUUGUUUGGUCUUCACUUUUUCCUGGUCAUUUAUAGACCACAGUCUGGCGAAUGUUCUGUUCUGGAAGGGUAUUCUUAUUUUAGUUACGUUAUGGACGGUCUACAGGGCCUACUUGUUUCUCUCAUCUUUUGCUACUUAAACGGAGAGGUGAUUGACCUCAUCCGCCGAUCCAUGUACCGUUUCCGUCUACGUUAUUCGUUGGACGUCCACCCGUCUUCCGUCACCACUACAUCUGAACUUUCAAUGGGUCGGUCGAGGCAGUCGACGGAUGGCGGAAUAGAAUGCUCUAUUAGGUCAUGCCGAAGAAGUACCAAAGAAACAGCAAUAAUGGAAGCUGAAACCGAGCUCAAAAUGUUAUCGUCAGCUCAAAAUAAGAAUUCUACGAACCCGAACUCAAUGGAGACUUCACUUAUUAUACACGAAUAACAUGUAAAAAUUAUCUAAAUAUGUUGGAUUUCGCUGUUUCUGCAAGGGUGAAGAAAACCAUUGAUAGGGCGCCCUAUUUUUAGCUUGUGAUUCAGUAGAAAUGUGCAAACAUUUCUUUGUUUAUAAAGCACAAACAGAAGAAUAUUUUGCAGUAUAUAUAUUUAGUCAGUAAUGGCGAAUCAUUAGGUAAUUCGAUAAUUAAUUAAUCCCACUCGCGAAUUUGGGAUAGGAAAAAACAAUUCAUUACAUGUUUAUACAUUAAAACUACCAAUUUUGAUUGAUAUGCGAUGCCAUAUAUUACGUACUGACACAACAGAUUUUAAAAAAAAUAAAUAUGAGUAAAAUUAAUCAGAUGCAUUAAAAAUGAUUAUUCCAAUAAUUUCACUAUUGUAAGUACUUUCUUGCAGCACAUUUAAUAUAGGACGAAAAGACUGUGAUCAUCCAAAAGCAUAUAGUGAGGAAAUUAGUAUAAAACGCACCUUGUCCAAUAGCAGGGAACUUCACCGGAUCACUGGCAGUGGCUGAAAUCAUCGGGCAUUUGAUUAUGUCACAAUCAAGAUGUAUACGUUGUCGUUUAUAUGUACGUUGUGAGGACGCGCUACAGAGGGCAGUCAAAUCUUGCAAUCAAGAAGAGACAGUCGCAUAUAACGAAGCCUUAUACGACAGUUGAAGCAGCAUCCUCAGUUCUGGUCUUAGCCGUCAGCUUCUACUAAUCACACUACCAUCCAAGGUAGCAAGAGAAAUGAUAAAAUGUUAAGUAUUUGCUAUAGAGAAAAUAAGAGUUUAUUCUGCGAUGUCGACAAAAAUGUCUGAGUUUAAUUUAAAAGUCUGAUUUCUGAAGUAUUGACUUAUUCACCAUAUGUUAUCCUGCUUCAUACAGUGAUUUCGAUAGUUACAGAAAAAAAAUGGUGUACACUACAUUUCAUUUGACUAACAAUUAUUAAUGUUUUGGGGGGAGUGAGUCUUACUCGUGAAGAGUAAAGUUGAAGGCAGGUAGUUUUAGCACUUCACAUCCAAAGCAAGUAGCAACGUCAGAUUGUUUUAGUUCGUUUUAAGUUAUUAAUAAGCAUUCUAUUGAUUAUUGGAGGUGCUAAGGUAACAGGAUUCAUCAUAAUAUUCAUAAAUUUUCAAGACUUGUUUCGAAGGUUUAAAUACAGAAUAUAACAUUUCUUCAGUUGCAGAAGUGCAAAUGACGAAAGAAAAGCAUUUGCUCGGGCGAUAACAAUGAAAUUAAAUUACGGUACUGGCAAGUAUCCGAGUUAUGCAGCUGAAAAUUUUUUUAUUUGAAUCUUCGAAUCUAAUCCUGAAAUUUAAUGAAUAUUACGUUGUUAUCUUAACACCUCCAAUAAUCGUUAUUCGGCGUGUUGCCUUCAGUCUGAUUAUAUAAACAUGCUGUUGGUUCGCCAUUAUUGCCCUAGAUAACCGAAAAUUGAGUAUGAAUUAUUUUUACAGCAGAAUACAGCAUUUAAUCAUCAGUUUUGGAAUAUAAUACUUAAAUAAAUCAGUGAAAAUUUAAUCCACCGUUAACAAAAAAUCUAUUUUCAAAAUUUAAAUUUCAAUCCAUUUAUGUCAAAUUUUAUUAAAUUUGACAGAAUUUAAUACUCUUUGUAUAAUUUAUAAGAGUUUAGAGGAUAAUCUAAAUGUCAAACAUAUUUGAUUACUUUCGAAAUGUAUUACGUAAUAGCUGGUAAAAGAAGAAGAGCUUCUUGACCAUGAGGAUGAUUUUAUGAAAAUGAAUUUGGAAGCAAAGCAUUGACCAUUAUUUAUUUAUUUUUCGUUUCCCUUGUAAAUGCUUUGAACACUUUUCCACAUUUCGGAAGUGUAUUUCAAAAUAUUUAUAUGCAUUUUAAAAGGCUUCUUAAUUUCUAUUCAAGGAUUUACUUACAAGAAAUGGUUUAGGUAUAAAUCUACCGAUUUAGAUUAAAAUAAUAUGUUAUGGCAUUCUUGUCUAUAUGUUAAUAGUGGUACUUUCAAAUGUAUGUACUGUGUAUUGGAUUUUGAUGUCUUUAGCAUAAUUUUAUAUAUGUAUAUAACAAAACAUAUUGCCCUGAAUCCGUUUCGUAGCAUUUUAAUGUUUCAACCCCUCUCUGUAUUUAAAACGGUGCUUGUAACAACACACGGUGUUAUGCACAAAUAUAUCACGCACUCCUUUAGGGCGCCAAAUUUAGCGUAGUAAAAUACCAUUUUCGUAAUGGAACCAAUAUUCAAUGUUUAAAAGUUAUGGUAAGCCAAUAAAGUUUGCAUACAUAAAAGAUAAUACAAUGCAGUACACUAAGCAGUGCAGUUAGAAAUAAUCGUGAUACUGAAUAAAUAAAGCAGGUUAGAUUCAUUGCAAAUCUAAUCAAGAUAUUACAAUAAAUAUUGUUUCAAAUUUUAUUAAAACGUAUGUCAUCACUUCGCUAUCAUAUUUGCACUUCAUCUGAAUACCUUUGAUGUCUGUAGUAUAGCUUUUCUGAAUAAAUAAAGUUGUUUUUAAACACAUUUGAAUUUCGAUGCAAAAUUUUCAAUGAAUUAAUUCCAUCCAGUCUAAAAUCUCUUACUUUAAAAUAUUUAUUAUAUAAAGGAUGCGUAGAUUGAAUAAUCCUUCAAGUCUUCUUUAACCUUUUCUGGUUUAAUGCAGAGAAGAUUUUACUUUACUAUGAGCUCUUAGACACUAUCGCAUAUAAACAUAAAUUAUGAAUUAACGACACUCAAUAUUGCAUAUAUUAAAAUGUAUGUGAUUGUAAUAGCUGGAAUAUUUUCUGAACUAUGAUGAAGACUGUCUGGAGUCAAAUAUCAUUUUAUCAUACUAUAAUAUUUCUCAAUUAUAUGCUGCAAUCGUUUACUUCUAUAAAACUCAGAAAGAUAGUGCACUUGCGGGAGGCGUUGAGAGCGCAAAACAGCAAUUUUUAAAAUCAGCAACAGAUUAACAUGCCCUUUAGAUGCUCCCUGUAUUGGCAAACAUCGCCUUUAAAAUAUCUAAACUAAACCAGAUCAAGGGAACAACUGGUUCAUAGUAGUAAUUACACAUAGCCGCCAGAGACCGGCAAAGCCCCCAAACCAUUAACUGCAACAUCACAUAAAGCUACCCUAGGAUGUGACUCACCGCUACUACAUUUCGUUAUGCCUCAGCUUAGAACAGAAUUGUGUAAUUUUUCGAAAAAAAUUAGUGUCACGUGCUUCUUUAAAAAUUGCCAUUAAAAAAAAUUAAUUUGUUUCUUGGAUAUGCUAAUAUGCGCAGAUUAUCUCUGAUGAGAUUGAAGCUUUCAGAGAAAAUCUAAAAAUUGUCAUGUUUAUAUUGUCAUAAGCGCCGAAAAUCUUAUAGCAGUCACGUUAUGUUCGGAAGGAGAACUAAGAAUAGAAGCCCCCACGAUCACAAAUUUAUCUCUUUCAUACAUAGUGACUUCUAAGCAUUCAAUAUGAUUAUAAAAUGAAUUACCAGAAAUCUUACUUGCUAAGUUAAAAUUAGCUUUAAUAUACUAUAUACAUUAUUAAUAUUUAUAAAAAUCAAUAUUGUAUUUUAAAGCACUGGAAUAAUUUGAAAUCUAUUAUAAUGUAUGAAAGUGUUGUAAGAAGUUGUAAAUUUGAUAUACAUUCAAUCUCAUUCUCAAAUUUUCCAGAACUUUAUUAACUAUUUUGGCUCAUUUUGAAGUGAUGCAAAUCAAUAUAGACAAAUACAGCAGUUUUUCCUUCUUACAUAAAUUGAUAUCUCGUUGUUGUGUAUUUUAUGUCUGUGUACAAUCUUGCUGAAUGUAAUAAUUGUAUUUGAAUGUAUCUUGUUGACAUCUAUUAAAAUAUACAUAAGUGAGA